AUGCAUUCUAUCCUCUUUCAAGACAAAAUUGCUAUUUCUGACAUUUGUACAUUUCAAGAUAAACUAAUAGUCUCCACCUAUCAAAAUACACUCAAAGUAUUUGAGGAGGCUGAACUCAAACAUACUGUUGAUCUUCCAGUGUCACUUACAAAAAUAUGCCAAUUUAGAGACAAACUUUUAGGAAUAUCAUAUUCUCAAGGUUUGUUAGUUAUCUUAAACUCUAUGUUUACAAUCAUUAGUAUUAUUCCUGGGUUUAAGCAACCUACUUUCAUUUACUCUAAUAAUAAAAUUGUCAUUAUCACCACAUUAGACUCUGAAAUACUCAUAUUAAAAGAAAAAAAAUAUCAAAGUAAUAUUGAAGAGCAUCUUUUUGAAGUAGCUUUAAGAAAAAAGACACAAAAAGUAUCUACUGCAUUAUGCUUUUUACAAGAAAGAAUCUGUCUUGGAUUUGAAAGCACUCUUUCAGUCUUUGAUAAUAAGCUAAAUGAAGUAUUAACCAAAGAUUAUUCUUGCUGUAUUAAUUCUAUAGCUUCCUGUGCAAAUAAUUUAGUUAUUGGCCUAAUUAACGGCAAAAUUCAUUUUGAAGACAUUCAAAAUUUUGAAGAAUCGUUUGCUUUUAACUCACAUAUAUUGAAUGGCAAGAAUACAAGAAUAUUUUAUCCAGUUACCCAAGUUUAUUUUGAUACUUUUCUUUUAUCGUCAGGCUAUGAUGGAAAGGUAAUCAAAUGGGAUAUAGCAAAUAAGAAACAGACCUCAAUUAUUAUUGAUACUAACAAGUUUGUAAGAAAAUUUGAGAUUUGCAGAAAUUACUUGUAUUGUUUGAUUGAAGAUGAUCCAAAUGAGGCGUUAGGUAGGGCAUUUCAAUCUGUUUCUUUGAUUCCACUAUAA
Messenger RNA from Vittaforma corneae ATCC 50505, 888 nucleotides. RefSeq lists its product as uncharacterized. Bases 1 to 888 code for a protein of 295 amino acids. The record is from RefSeq and is a predicted model, not a curated record. The transcript has a single exon. Gene Ontology annotation, molecular function: protein binding. NCBI's taxonomy places the organism in Eukaryota, Fungi, Microsporidia, Nosematidae.